AUGGGGAAAUUAUUCUAUUGCCAGAAGGUCCUUCUCGUUUACGGCCUCACCAAUUUGGGUAAGAUGGAAGACGAUAGCCUGGACAAAAUGGAUCCUUACCAAAGAGGCGCCAACGACAUAAUUUGGGAGUCCAUGAUGCAUGGCAGUUACAAAAAGAAAAACACAAAUGAGCACAGAGAUUACUAUGAUUCUAUGGAGCCUAGUACAGGUGAUGACAACCACCUUGGAUCCCAGGAGGAAGCUUCAACCAACAUUGAAAAGUAUGCAGGUUCUGACAAUGACCUAGUAGGGCCCAUGGUUGUCAGAGUGCUUCCAGAUGGCAGCCCCAUACCCAGAGACUCUCCUCUCCCUAAGGACGACGAUGCCGAGGAAUUCAUGAUCAUGAGGAGCAAGCCGAUCCCGUCCCUCUCUGAAAUUACAUCCCUGAGGCACGAAGUCAUAGCCACAAGGCUUGACUCUCACACUUCGAUGAAAAGAUCAAAACAUUAA
Molecule: messenger RNA, 489 nt
Organism: Cimex lectularius (bed bug)
Lineage: Eukaryota; Metazoa; Arthropoda; Insecta; Hemiptera; Cimicidae
Product: rhythmically expressed gene 5 protein
Exons: 4
Coding region: 1-489 (162 amino acids)
Source: RefSeq, a predicted model, not a curated record